Molecule: messenger RNA, 1539 nt
Organism: Zea mays
Lineage: Eukaryota; Viridiplantae; Streptophyta; Magnoliopsida; Poales; Poaceae
Source: RefSeq, marked predicted
CCCACCGCGCAUGCCAUGCGUCGUAGCUGCGCAUCGCGCCCACCAGGCCGCCCAAUCUCCUAUUCAUCUUCUCCAAACUGCCUCUCCCCACCCAUCUCGCCCAUGUUCGCGAAACCCAGAGCCGAACCGCCCCCAGUCGACCUCGGCUCUCCGGCGAGCUGCCCUCCAUGUCCUGGCCACACAGUCGUUCGUCGCGCCGAUCGCCCAGGAAGAUCUGUGAUGCGCUCGUCGUUGCCGAGAUCGCGAUUCGUUUAUGAGCUUCGAGGAAUCGAUGAUCAAGCAUGGCGACAGAGUGAUCGAACUCUUCGAGUUCUACGUGAUUGAAGACCCUGAGCAUCUGUUUGGUGAAGGCAAGUGUCCUCUGACCCAUUAUGUCCCAUUUACUUUAUAAUACACUGUCCCACAUACUAUGAACAACCUAAGGAUUUACUAGCUUUCUAUUUACCUUGUCCUUGAUUUACCUUUUGGGUUACUAUGGUUAGCUACAUGCUAGCGCUUUACUUUAAUCAAUGAACAUGAUGAGAUACAAUGAUGAUGCUAUGAUUUUAUUCUGGAUAUGAUGAUAUACUUGUGGCAUUUAGGGGACUCGGGUUGUUUCCCGAGUACCUCUCCGUAAGGACCUGUUCGUUGAGAGACCACCCGGGAUAACAGUGCAACCAUGAGGGUGAAAUGGGGCGCCCUUAGCUAAUUAAUUAGAGGAACUAGAGGUGUGGUUGCUUCACCGUCGUGCCGUCAAUGGGGUCCAGGCACAGUGCUUGCUCUGCCGAGGCUGGGUGCCGAGGUUCUUUCGUUUUGCUUUUGUUAGUCACCCCCCUGCGGGGAGUGGUACUGUGUUUAUCAAACUGGAGAAACCUAACGGGCGGCUAGUACCUCUAGGGAAUCUUUGUAAAAGCUACGUAGUGAUACCCUGCCGGACCACCUAGGAAGUGAUCAAUGGGGAGUCAUGAUCCCCGGGCAAAACGGGAAUCACGGCUCAUGGGUAAAGUGUGCGACCUCUGCAGAGGGUAAUGAAACUGAUAUAUCAGCCGUGCUCACAGUUAUGAGCGGCCUUGGGAUCCUCUUUGAUUAGAAAUACAGAUGGUUCGAGAUACAAUGGUUCUAUUUAUGAUUUUGGUUCGAUGAUGAUAAUGAUGUUCCUCGAGGAGGAAAUGGUUCACGGGUUGGCUAUUACUAAAACUUGGCUUCCACUAAUAAUAAAUACAUGACCAACUAAAAGCAACUGCUUGAGCUUAACCCCACAUAAAGCUAGCCCACUUGAGCCAAACGGGACACUUGCUGAGUACGUUGAUGUGUACUCACCCUUGCUUUCAUAAGACACCAGGUGCCUUCGGUGCAAUCUAUGCUUAGGUAAAGAAGAAUGCGUCGAGGCGGAUCUCCAGGAGUUCCAAGACUUCGACGAGUUCGAGGAUUAGGCUAGCGACCUCCCCCAGUCAGCUGCCUGUGGUGGGUUUAUUUACGUUGGCUACGUUUCUAUUCUGUGUACUUUGAUUAUAUUAUGUAAAUGACUCUAGUCUUUAAUAUUAUUACUCAUUCUAUAUU